Molecule: messenger RNA, 432 nt
Organism: Blastomyces dermatitidis ER-3
Lineage: Eukaryota; Fungi; Ascomycota; Eurotiomycetes; Onygenales; Ajellomycetaceae
Exons: 1
Coding region: 1-432 (143 amino acids)
Source: RefSeq, a predicted model, not a curated record
AUGGGCCAGAUUGGGAAGGGCGGUACGAGGGUGAGACUUGGCGUUGGUGUUUUGGAACAUCAAAGAUGGACAGGGUUUUCGCGGAGGUCGCUCCUCGGAUAUCUCCACAACUACAGGUCGGGGGUCUUCCAAAAUCGAGAAGAUUGGUGCAUAUGGCUAGGUCACUUCACCUUACAAUUUGUAUGGCACUCUGGCCCGGGGUUGUGGUGUGGUAGGGGAGAACGGGGGAUAAUCCCACACAGGAGCUUCGAACAACGUCCGGUUCACGUUUGGCUGGAUAACUCCACCACCACACGGGGUAUGCGGUCGGCGAUGGGGUCAAAGUGCUCGUAUGAUCGAGGGCUUUUCGAUGGAUCUAUCGGCGGGUUCUUAUUCGAAAAAUCGAGCGAGUUCGUGGUGGAGCGGUUGACUGAUGUGUGUAAGAAGAAUUAA